This is a messenger RNA of Amphibalanus amphitrite, 6072 nucleotides long. Its product is annotated as H(+)/Cl(-) exchange transporter 3-like. Gene Ontology annotation, molecular function: voltage-gated chloride channel activity. Gene Ontology annotation, biological process: transmembrane transport; chloride transport. The record is from RefSeq and is a predicted model, not a curated record. Gene Ontology annotation, cellular component: synaptic vesicle; early endosome; Golgi apparatus. Lineage: Eukaryota; Metazoa; Arthropoda; Thecostraca; Balanomorpha; Balanidae. The transcript is spliced from 18 exons. The coding region runs from base 295 to 2700 and encodes 801 amino acids.
AGGACAUCGAUGGGGAUCGUUGGUAGGCAAAUUUGUCGAUUUGUUUUGUGAUUUUCUGUGUGAUUACGUGAGAGGGUUAAUUUCAGGGGUGUUACUUCAGGUGCGCUGACUUCAACUCCUUAAUAGAAGUUUUUAUUACAACAUCUUACUCAGUUGAUCUCCAAUUUUGACCAAGGUGAACAUGGUAUGGAAACUGAUCCUCUGAAGACAGACACCAUGUCAUAUGACUCUCUGGGGUCAUCUCAGAGUCUGUAGGCCGCCCGGGUUCGCAGCGCGGACGGCGUGCUCGCGCGGAUGGAGGGCCAGCAGUCGCCGGAGCGGGGCGCCAGUCGCCGCCGCUCGGAAGAUGGCCUGGCUGGGAUCUCCACCGAUGGCACGGUGCUGGAGCACGCGCUGCCAGAGAGUGACCGGGGCCUGGCACAGCACCACGGUCAUCAUGUGUUGUUCGCCGGAUUCCCAGGUGUGCCUGGCAAUGCCAGCGUGGAGAUGGAGCCGGAGGGGGAGCCGUUCGGCCAGUACGACGACUUCCAUACCAUCGACUGGCAACGCGAUCUCGCCAGGGAUCGAAUGCGCCAUAGGUACAUAGUGAAGAAGCGUCAGACGGGCUUUUUCGACCUGGUGCGCCAGUUUCACGACGCGUGGAGCGGCUGGCUGUGCGUGCUCCUGGUGGGCAUCGUGGCCGGCGGAGUGGCCGGAGUGAUCGACAUAGGGGCCAGAUGGAUGGAGGACAUGCGUUUCGGCAUCUGUCCAGAGGCGUUCUGGCUCAACAAGGACCAGUGCUGCUGGUCGUCCAACGAGACCUUCUUCGAGGGCGAUAACUGUUCUCAGUGGUACUCGUGGCCGGAGGUGCUGGGCGCCCAGCACGACAGCGCCGGCGGCUACGUGCUGGCCUACCUCUGUUACGUGGUCUGGGCGCUACUGCUCGGCCUACUGGCCGUCCGACUGGUGCGGACAUUCGCGCCGUACGCCUGUGGCUCCGGUAUUCCCGAGAUAAAGACGAUUCUGAGCGGUUUCAUCAUCCGUGGCUACCUGGGCAAGUGGACGCUACUCAUCAAGUCGGUGUGUAUGAUGCUGGCUGUGUCGGCCGGCCUCAGUCUCGGCAAGGAGGGCCCGCUGGUCCACGUCGCCUGCUGUAUCGGCAACAUCAUCGCCUACAUGUUCCCGAAGUAUGGCCGCAACGAGGCCAAGAAAAGGGAGAUCCUGUCGGCGUCGGCGGCGGCGGGCGUCUCAGUGGCGUUCGGCGCGCCCAUCGGAGGCGUGCUCUUCAGUCUGGAGGAGGCCAGUUACUAUUUUCCACUGAAGACCCUGUGGCGCUCGUUCUUCUGCGCUCUGAUCUCUGCGUUCAUCCUGAACUCGAUCAACCCGUUCGGGAACGAGCACUCGGUGUUGUUCUACGUGCACCACGAGCGGCCCUGGAUCUUCUUCGAGCUGCUGCCGUUCAUCUUCCUCGGCGUGCUGGGCGGUGUGAUUGGCGCCGCCUUCAUCCGCUCCAAUAUCUUCUGGUGCCGGUUCAGGAAGACCUCCCGGCUGGGCCAGUACCCGACCACCGAGGUGGUGGCCGUCACUCUGGCCACCGCGCUCCUGGCCUUCCCCAACCCCUACAGCAGGAUGCCCUCCUCCGAGCUCAUCAACGUGCUCUUCAACGACUGCGGGCCCUCGGAGGGCAUCGACCUCUGCGACUACAAGCGCAACUUCAGCAGCAUGAGUCAGGCUAUCGAGACCUCGGAGGCGGGCCCGGGCGUGUACACGGCCCUCUGGCAACUGGCCAUCGUGUUCGUCUUCAAGUUCCUCGUCACCAUCUUCACGUUCGGCAUGAAGAUCCCGGCGGGUCUGUUCAUCCCCAGCAUGGUGCUCGGAGCCACCAUGGGCAGAAUCGUGGGUGUCGGCAUGGAACAGCUGGCCAUCAACUACCCCAACUGGUGGGUGUUCAGCAGCGAGUGUACGGCCGGCGAGAACUGCAUCACCUCCGGCCUGUACGCCACCGUCGGCGCCGCCGCGGUGCUCGGUGGGGUCACCAGGAUGACCGUCUCACUGGUGGUUAUCAUGGUGGAGCUCACCGGCUCUGUCAGCUACAUCGUUCCCGUCAUGGCUGCCGUCAUGGCCGCCAAGUGGGUGGGAGACGCGCUGGGCCGCGAGGGCAUCUACGACGCGCACAUCUACCUGAACGGCUAUCCGUUCCUGGACAGCAAGGAGGAGUUUGACCACACCUCGCUGGCGGCCGAUGUAAUGGAGCCCAGGAACAACGUGCCCUUCAGCGUCAUAACGCAGAACUCGAUGACGGUCUCGGAGGUGGAGUCUAUGCUCAAGGAGACGGAGCACAACGGCUUCCCGGUGGUGGUCUCCAAGGAGUCCCAGUACCUGGUCGGCUUCGUGCUGCGGCGUGACCUCAACCUGGCGCUCGCCGGCGCUCGGCGGGACGGCGUGCCGGGCCAGUCGCUGUGCCUGUUCACGGCCGUGCCGACCGGCCAGUGGUCGGGCCCGCCGCCUCUGCAGCUGCGGCGCAUCCUAGACCUGGCGCCCAUCACCAUCACCGACCAGACACCGCUCGAGACCGUCAUCGACAUGUUCCGCAAGCUCGGACUGCGACAGACACUCGUCACGCACAACGGCCGCCUGCUGGGCAUCAUCACCAAGAAGGACGUUCUGCGGCACCUGAAGCACCUCGAGGUGGAGGACCUGGAGCAGGUGCCGUUCCACUAGCGACCCUCAUUCGGCUGGGGAUCCGGAGCCGCUGCUGCUCCACUAGCGUCACUCCUUCGGCCGGUGGUAGAGGUCCCUCCCGCCGCGAAGGUACGGCUGCGCUUCUGAGAGUGAGCUGCCCGGUCUGUGACUGACCCUGGGUGGGCCAGGGGUGGUCUACUUACGCCGGGUCCGCCAAAGCCGGGUCUGCUGGGCAGCCGGCCAGUGUUGGCUGGUCUGCGGUCGAUAGGCGUGCGUGGAUCAUCGUUAGCCUCAUUUGUCGGGGACCGGUGAUCGCAGAGGCCUGUACUCGCACCCCGUCGGCAGAGGUCGCUGCUGGGAGCCGCCGGUAGCUUUCCGGUCGCUCAGUGCUCGCUGGUCGUAUGGUGAGCGGCCACCCUGUGCUCGCUGGCUGUAUGUUGAGACGGUCGGAAGGGAGGGCGGUAUAUCGGCGAGGUCUGGUCCGCCCCGGCUGGUCUGUCAGUGGCGCGGUCUGGGAGUGUGUCCCGGUUGCCUAGAUAGGCCGGUGUGUAACAACCGCGGCUCGAUGCCCGGCCGAUUCAGAGUUUAGAUCCGUUGCAUGGGUCUGCUUCACCUCAGCUCAGUUGGUAGGUGGCUGGUGGGGCCGUGAUCUAACUACCCCUGCCGGGAACGAGUAGAGACAGCCACCGCCCCUGACGGCUACAAUUCACACAAACCCUCAAACACAGCGCAUACAGGCAGACACCUCGUAGCCACCUAGCUUUGUUUUAUUGUUUUAGGUGCGGGCUAACCUCCGCUGUCAGCGCGGCUGGUGUUGGCGCCGCGGUCGGCCGACCGUUCUCGAUGGUUAUACGGUUUACCAUGUGUUCAGUGGCCGGCUGCGCGUUGCAGCCGCUACCCCUCGCUGAAGUGGUUAGACACUGGUAGUCAUUUGGCUGCUGCCCGACGGCAGAUUAGUGAAACAUCUGAGGGUGGCCCCUCACUACAGAUCGUCACCAGCUGCAGCUAGUGUUUUCGGGUUCUGCGACACCUGAGCGAAUGUCAUUUCAGCGAACGACAUUUGAGCGAAACAUUUUCAGCGAUUAUCAAUUUAAGCGAUUGGCUUUUUCAGCGAUUGUCAAGUCGGCGAAUUCAAUCACAGCGAUUAUCAACUUAAGCGAGGACCAGAAUCAGCGAAACCAGAUUGAGCGAAUAUAUGGUGGUCAGUGGGAGACCAAUUGAGCGAUGCAGUUACAGCGAAUGACCGAACGCGACGAAAGUCAAUCAUUUGCUACUUUUCGGAAAUUAUUGCACCUCUUUACGCAUCAUUUGCAUUUUGAAGACACAUAUGUACAUCGGGCGACCAACAAGGGGUGCAUGGGAGGGAAAGGAGGCGGGCAAAAUUUGAUUUGAAAAUGCGGAACGAGAUAGGGUGACGGAAGGAAUGCCAAGGACCAAUAAUAAACUAGAGAGAUGGCACAGGGGAAUCCAGUCUAUGUUUCAGGGACCUCACCCAAAUAUCUGGACAUUCGUACGGUGCUUGGGGCAAGAACAAAUUUUACAACAUGGGGAACUGAUCCAAAUUCAAGCGGGGCAAUUUCGCGAAAAAAGCAAAAGCAAUAUUGAUCUCUGAACAAACGUUUGGUCACCAUUAUUGACAAAGAGCAGGGUGAGGUAGGGGGGGGGGGGUGAAAUUGAACCGUUGGAAUUUUUGACAAAUGUAGCAUUAAAUUUGGAGCUCAAUGUCUGACCUUUGAACGCGCGACAUCCGCUAUCCAGUUCCGGAUAACCAUGAGAAAUUCCGGAAACAUUCGUACGGAUACGCUCGUAAAAGAAAAAAAUCCACCGUUACAGGACGAUGAAAUGUUUCGCUGAACUAACAGUCGCUCAAAUUGUAGUCGACGAAAUAGAUGUCGCUGAAACAUAGCUUUCGCUAAAAUUGAUAAUCGCUAUAUUUGAUGAUCGAUGAACUUGAUAAUCGCUGAAUUGCCAUUCGCUGAAAAUGGUUCGCUCAAAUGACGUUCGCUCAAAUGACACUCGCUAAAGUCGCUCGCACCGGUGUUUUCGAUAUCAGGUUAAUCCGUUCUCGCUGUUGCAAUGUGUUUGACCGUUGCUCCAUUGGUUUACUUUAUAUUAUUAUUUACGCAUAUGUGAAUAGUAUAAUGUUAUCGAUCUGAAGCACUAGUGAUCAAAAUAGGUCGACGAAUACCAAUUGAUAGUUGUUUGUCAGUCAAUUGAAGCGAGGUUUUGAUGAAGGUACAGUUUGUGCGGUGUAGUUAUAAUAUGGACAAAUAUUGUGUCGAGAGUUCAUGAACCUCCACGAAUCAAACUAUGAAAACAUUUACAUUAAAGGCGUACCGGCUUCGUCUAUUGACUUCUUCAGCGCCGUUGUAUCGAAACAAGGAACCCAAGGAACAAGAAAACGAGCACAAUAUCAAUCGUUUGAAACGUUUAGAAAUAAUAGCACGUAUUUCUGAGAACAAGGUCUGAGUAGUGGAGUAUCUCCUAAAUAAAACGAAUUCAUGCAUAUUUUCCAGAACAUGUUUGCGAAUAGAUUGUUACACAAAACAUGUUCACGAAAAUAUGUAUGAAUUUGUUUUAUUUAGGAGGUACCCCAUUACUCAGACCUUGUUCUCAGAAAUACGUGCUAUUAUUUUCAAACGUUUCAAACGACUGAUGUUGUGCUCGUUUUCUUGUUCCUUGCAAGGCCAGUUCCUUGUUUCGAUACAACGGCGCUGAAGAAGUCAAUAGACGAAACCGGUACGUCUUUAAUGUAAAUGUUUUCAUAGUUUGAUUCGUGGAGGUUCAUGAACUCUCGACACUUGUGCGGUGUACUUUGCAUGUAACGCUAAAUGAACGCAGCUCAUAUUCAUGGCCAGCGAUAUUUGCAUAAUGCGCAUGCCAUAAUUGAUCGGCUGAUCUGUGCAUCGAUUUCAAUCAAAGGUGCAACGAAAACACUUAUCCAUAAGAUAUCACCUCAUUUGCUGGCAUUUGUUUAUUUAUGCGUCUCGCUAUCACUGGGUUUGGUAGGUUUAGGGUUCUCCACAAACUUAGCCUCGCCUGUGCGCGCUCCUAUCCGUCAGGUGUUCUCUCUUGCUACGUAUCUGUCUCUGUUGGGUCCUCGUCUCUCAUUUCGCGGCGUCUCAUGUAUUUGGAGCGGUCUGAAAGGCUGGCCGAUGUAGCGUGCUGUACCGUCUCAUCCACCGCUCUGCCGAACAAGUCAGCCGUUCGGUCCUCAAUGUCUACUGUACCUUCUAUUAAUUUAUCGUGGAGCAUAUACGCAUGUUAUAUCGGGAUAUAUGUAUGUGCGUUUGCGUCUGUACGCCUGUGCGUCUGUAGUGCGUGCGGCGGCGCCGGGCGGGGCUCCUCCGCGAGGCAGUUCCGGCCGGCUGGUCCGCCGCUCCUCAGUCGAAUACACGUUCAGUGUCCGCU